Dendrobium catenatum is the source of this 2127-nucleotide messenger RNA. RefSeq names its product protein NRT1/ PTR FAMILY 8.1. The transcript has 5 exons. Bases 223 to 1938 code for a protein of 571 amino acids. NCBI's taxonomy places the organism in Eukaryota, Viridiplantae, Streptophyta, Magnoliopsida, Asparagales, Orchidaceae. The record is from RefSeq and is a predicted model, not a curated record. Gene Ontology annotation, molecular function: transmembrane transporter activity. Gene Ontology annotation, biological process: oligopeptide transport; transmembrane transport. Gene Ontology annotation, cellular component: membrane.
AAAGACUCGCUAGUCACUGAUGCUUCGUUAAGUGUUUCCCUUUAUAAAAAUCAAGUUUUUCGUCCUCGCUACGAUUUCAAUUCCUGUAUAUGAAAACCUAAUUAGUAUUAGUUUCACAUCCUCCCCAUGGUACAGCUCUAGUAUUAGUGGAGAGUUCGCGACUGUCGGCUGGGCGAACUUUCUCUCUAUCGUUGCCUAAUCAACGAUAUUUGUGCUAUCAAAAUGUCGUUGGAGAUCAAAGAUAAUUAUACAAAAGAUGGUACAACAGACAUCCAUGGUAAUCCUGCUGACAGGAAGAAAACUGGCAACUGGAGAGCUUGCCCAUAUAUUCUUGCAAAUGAAUGCUGUGAGAGAUUGGCAUAUUAUGGGAUGAGUACCAAUCUGGUAAACUACAUGAAAUUUCGUCUCAAUGAAGGCAAUGCUGUGGCAUCAAAGAAUGUCAAUAACUGGUCAGGAACAUGCUACAUCAUGCCACUCCUCGGAGCUUUUGUCGCCGAUGCCUAUUGGGGUAGAUAUCGGACAAUUGCUGUGUUCAUGAUCAUUUACAUCAUUGGUUUACUUCUUCUAACUAUGACAGCAUCUGUGAAAGGGCUGAAGCCAUUUUGUCAUGGUGGUAUAUGUGACCCAACAACAGGACAAAUUGCAGCAGUUUUUGUUGCUUUGUAUCUGAUUGCUCUUGGAACCGGAGGAAUUAAGCCUUGUGUCUCUUCCUUUGGGGCAGAUCAGUUUGAUGAAUCUGAUGAGACUGAGAAGAAAAGCAAGACGUCGUUCUUCAAUUGGUUUUACUUCUCAAUAAACAUUGGGGCUCUUGUUGCUUCCUCUGCAUUGGUGUACAUACAGACACAUGUGGGCUGGGGUUGGGGGUUUGGGAUUCCGGCGGUCGCGAUGGCUAUUGCGGUUGCUAGCUUCUUUUUUGGUUCACCAUUGUAUAGACACCAGAAACCUGGAGGCAGCCCCCUUACAAGAAUUGCCCAGGUUCUUGUUGCAUCAAUUAGGAAAUCAGGUGUGAAGGUUCCAUCAGACAAAUCUUUAUUGUAUGAGGUUUCUGACAAUGAGUCUGCUAUAGAAGGUAGCCGCAAGCUUGAGCACACAGAACUACUAAAGUUCUUUGAUAAAGCAGCUGUGGAGACGCAGGAGGACAAAGUCAAAGUCCCUGUAAAUCAAUGGAAGCUCUGCACAGUCACUCAAGUCGAGGAGCUCAAGAGCGUCGUUCGUCUUCUCCCCAUAUGGGCCACUGGCAUCGUCUUCUCCACCGUAUACAGUCAAAUGGGCACCAUGUUCGUCCUCCAGGGAAACACAAUGGAUCCUCACAUCGGCCCCAACUUCGAGAUCCCCUCUGCUUCUCUCUCCAUCUUCGACACCAUCAGUGUCAUUGUCUGGGUUCCAAUCUACGACCGCAUCAUUGUUCCCUUAGUUCGCAAAAUUACUGGUAACCAGCGUGGCUUCACGCAGCUAACUCGUAUGGGCAUUGGACUCUUCGUCUCCAUCUUCUCCAUGGUGGCCGCUGGGCUUCUCGAGGUGGUAAGGCUCCAAAUCAUCGCGAGGCAUAACUUGUAUGACUACACAGGCUUCUUGCCCAUGUCCAUCUUCUGGCAGAUUCCUCAGUACUUCAUUAUCGGCGCUGCUGAAGUCUUCACCUUCAUUGGGCAACUUGAAUUCUUUUAUGAUCAGGCUCCUGAUGCCAUGAGGAGCAUGUGCUCUGCACUGUCACUGACGACCGUUGCACUGGGGAAUUACCUUAGUUCGCUUCUGGUUACCAUUGUCACCUCCAUCUCUACUAAAAAUGGAAGGCUUGGUUGGAUUCCGGAUAACCUGAACAGAGGCCAUCUCGAUUACUUCUACUGGCUGUUGGCCAUACUAAGCGUUUUGAAUUUUCUGGUUUACCUUUUGAUUGCAAAGUUUUAUACUUACAAGAAGCCAGUACAGGUUGAAGCUUGAUGUUCUUGCAUUCGAGAAAGAUAUAGAAGAAGAUAGGCGCAUUUGUUUGCUCAAUAGGGUGAGAGAUUUUGUGCGACAUAAAAGGAAUUAUUUAUGUGUUAUGAUAUUUUAUGUUUUAAAUGGUUGUAAAUUUGUCUUUGCAUAUUUUGGUUUUAGAUUCCUGAGAUCUAUGAAGCUUUUGUUUGCUUU